Molecule: messenger RNA, 1224 nt
Organism: Suillus paluster
Lineage: Eukaryota; Fungi; Basidiomycota; Agaricomycetes; Boletales; Suillaceae
Exons: 5
Coding region: 200-1045 (281 amino acids)
Source: RefSeq, a predicted model, not a curated record
CUGGAAAUACAAUAUUUGCAUAACCCAACCCUGGAGUCUAUGGUGGGAUGGUUUUUAAGCAACGUCACACGUGAUAUCUGAUUUGACGUCGAGUCGCAAGCGCUUGGGCCGCAUCGCCAGCUGACCUUAGCUUUAACAUAUCAUCUGUAAGCGCUUUUACCCUUGACACGGCUGACCAGCAGGACCCCUCCGUCAAAAAAUGCGGCAAAAAAGGUGUACCUGCCAGGCUUACAGAUGUAAUGGAGUCCUCAUACCUGAGCACACCGCACGCGCUCAUGAACGGCGUGACCUGCGAGAAAAAACUGCUGCAUCGCAGGCCCAAUUUAAGCGGCCCCUGUUAUCUCCCGAUGUUCAAUUUCACGACCCACAUCGUAUUUCGGAAUCCCCAGUCGAACAGGAGAUGUUAGACUAUGGUUUCCUAACCGGAGAAGAUGUGGACCUCAUGACCCAUUGUUCCAAUCUGCCCAAUCUCGGGCCCAACUUCCAUAGCCCUGAAGCGCUGCAUGACGCUGUUGAUCACUUUAGCGCAUAUAACGCAGCUAGCAGUUCAAGCUCACGUCCCCUCACCUCAUACGAAGCCCAUCACCUCCCGCAUGACCCAGAACAGCGUGCAUUAGAUCGCGAGAUCGAAAAAGCCAUCGAAGCGAUCCAAAAUGAAGACAGUCAAGUUCUACAACAACACGAGGAUGGUCUCGAUGACCUAGACAUCAAUGUCAAUGGAAUAUUCGAUGAUCAAGACGAUGAAGACAAUAACGUGAUGCCAUCCACGGAUCCAAACGAGGACGACCCUGAUCCAUUUCUGCCAGAAGAAGGUUUCAACUCAACACGCGACAGGGACCUCACAGAUACCCCCCCUCAUCUGAUCAUGAUAUAUGCGCUGAUCUCAUGGUUACAUCUCCAGUUCCACCUUCCACGAGCAGCGUGUAAUGCCUUACUGGCUAUUUUGGGGUGUAUCCUCGUGGCCCUAUCUCCAGCGAUCGACACUCCCUUCAUCACACUGCAAGAGCGUCAUCAUGUUCAUCAACACGCAAGGCAGAUUCGUUGACUUAUGUUCGACAAGUGUUCGUUCGACUCUGUCAGUACUAGUCUUGCGACUUCAGAUACGAGGCAUGCAACGGUCGCAUUGAGAUCCCGGACUUGAUCUUCAAGGGUAUUUGGAACGUGCUGAUAUGCUGGUAGCUCCCCUCAUGAGAUCCACUCGGAGCCUGUGAUUGUGACCGCGAC